This is a messenger RNA of Echinococcus granulosus, 792 nucleotides long. RefSeq names its product Carbonic anhydrase. The record is from RefSeq and is a predicted model, not a curated record. NCBI's taxonomy places the organism in Eukaryota, Metazoa, Platyhelminthes, Cestoda, Cyclophyllidea, Taeniidae. The transcript has 6 exons. Bases 1 to 792 code for a protein of 263 amino acids. Gene Ontology annotation, cellular component: cytoplasm. Gene Ontology annotation, molecular function: zinc ion binding; carbonate dehydratase activity.
AUGACAACUGCUCGCGGUCAUGUAGACUACGGUUAUGGUCCGACCAACGGCCCCCACACCUGGUGUUUAACAUGCCAUGCUGCUGCCGGAGCAAGGCAGUCGCCGAUUAACAUUAUAAGGCACAAUUGCAUCUAUGACUCCAAGCUCUCUCCACUUCGGCUGUUCGUGUUUCACAAUAGCACUCAGCUUUUUACACGUAAAACGCAUAAUUUUCAAGUCUCAUUCAAAAGUAGUAAUGCCACAACAAUUGAAGGGGGUCCUCUGAAGGGUAAAUAUAACCUUCAGCAAUUCCAUUGUCAUUGGGGAUGCGAGGAUGAAUGGGGAUCAGAACAUCACGUUGAUGGCCAUAGCUUUGCUGGUGAAUUGCAUUUGGUCUUCAUGAGCGAGAAAUAUUCUACCAUGGACCAGGCUGUCAAAGACUCUGAAGGUCUUUGUGUCAUUGGUGUUUUCCUUAAGGCCGAUCGUGUGGAGUGUGAGGCAAUGAGGCCACUUAUCUCCGCCAUCAAGUCAUCAAAACCCAGUUGUGAACAGCCCAUAGCAGAUGAAGUAGAUCUUCACUCACUCAUUCCAAGCAUGGAUCACUACUUUACCUACGAGGGAUCCCUCACAACACCACCUUGUGCCGAGUGUGUUCGUUGGAUUGUCUGCGCCGAGCCGCUGAGACUUUCCAAGGACCAGCUGGCUGCAAUGCGCUCGAUGCACUCAUGCGAGUCGUGCAAUACAACGGACAACUUUCGUCCACCACUACCCGUGGGCAAACGUCAGGUGCUUUGUUCAUUCCCACUGCAGUGA